UCUUAUAUAAUUUUCCUGGAAGUACGAGAAAAAAUUUCAAAUUAAAGCAACUUAAUUUGGCCUCACUCACGCCAUAUCAUGGCGGUUGGUCAUGGCAUUUUCAGCUCUCGUAGACUUUGUCAUGUUCUGUAUUUUUAUCUUAUUCUUGGCAACCUAUCAACUUACACAUAUUUCCGUAAGUCUUUAUCAUGUAAUUCAACAGUUUUAUUAACCACAAUAGAAGCCAAUAUUGUGACAAUCAAGUGUUAUGGUAAACGGCGAAGAUCAACGGUCAAAACGCGACCGUUAACGAACCAAACGAUCAUUAUCAAAGGUACUCGUUUACUGCUACAUGCGUUUUUUGCUACUUUACUGUUGCAAUUAUCUGGCGAUGUUCACACUAAUCCUGGUCCAAUUACGGCGUCAAAACCUUACAUCGAAAAGAAACGAUGUUUGUUAUUUAAUGCACGCAGUCUGUGUAGCAUUAACAAGCAUGUGGACGGAACACUAGUAAGCAAUUUAUCUUCUUUCCAAAACAUGGUGUACGCGGAAAACCUGGACAUUGUGGCUGUUACCGAAACAUGGCUUAAAGACAGUAUUGCUGAUAAAGAAAUACUUCCGCACGGGUACGAUAUUCUGCGAAAAGAUCGUGCGUCGUUUAAACGUGGCGGUGGGGUCUUACUAGCACUUCGCAGCGAUAUUACUUACAACAGAAUAACAUUAGGACAAUGGUGCGAGAGAUUGGAAAUCAUUGCGAUUGAAAUAGUGGAAAAUGAUUCAAGAAAGAGCCUUGUUUCAGUCUGCUAUCGUCCACCUAACUGUGACGCUCACGAAUGGCUUGACUUGUUUUCGUCGUUCUUACAAGUUACAGAGAACUAUGACAGAGCAUUUAUUACUGGAGAUUUUAACUUUCCAGAUCUGACAUGGGACUCUCAUAUCAAAUCUAACAGUUAUGGAAAUGUCUCGGCUAAUUCUAAUGAUUUUCGUGAACUUAUGUGGGAUCUUUAUCUCCAACAAGUGAAUUUGUUUCCAACAAGGAUGAACAAUCUCAUUGAUCUAAUUUUUACCAAGUGUCCUGAAACUGUGUCUGACAUAUCAAAGGUCGCGGCGAGAGAAUUGAAUCUCUUUAGUGAUCAUGAUUUGGUUUUCUUCGACAUCUGUUUAAAUCCAAGAUCGUUAUUUUGUGAUAAUCGAACUGUUUUUAAUUAUCGUUUGGCCAAUUGGGACGGUUUGUUUCAAGAGCUUGCGCAACUCGGUUUUGCUGACGACAGUGGCGUAACCGUUGAUACACAGUUUGCAGUCGACACUAGCACAACUGCCAAUAUGAUUGACGUUGACGUCACUUGGCAACACUGGAGCGCACGAUUUUUAGAAACAGUUUCCCGCCAUAUACCAACUAAAACAAUCAGAAGGCGCAAUACUCCACCGUGGUUUGACAGCGAGGUGAGACAUCUAUUGAAAAAGAAAGAAACGGCCAGAAGAAAAGCAAAAUCAAGCGGGAGAACUUGUCAUCUAGAGAAAUACCGUGCACUCCGUCGUCUAGUUAAGCAAUUAAUCUCACGUAAGCGCAAUGAAUUUUUCCAGACUUUGCCCAAUUUAUUGAGAUCCAACCCUAAACAAUUUUGGUCAGUAUUCAAAACAGUUUCCAAUACAUCCACUGCUCCAAAUAAACUUGAGUGGACAAAUGACAAUGCUACAGCUACUGCUGAAAACCCCAAGGACAUCGCUGAUCUUCUGAAUAACUACUUCUACUCUAUGUUUAAACCACCAUUGACUGACGAAGAAUACGAACAACAUCCUCAUUCUCUUGAUGAUACAUUAUUAUGCGAGCCGUUAGAUAACAUCCGUUUCACUCCGCAAGAAGUGCAUAGAAUACUAACUUCUCUUGACAUCGAGAAAGCCACCGGUCCUGAUAAAAUCCCAGCGUUACUACUGUGUGCAUGUGCGCCACAUAUCGCUCCUUCUUUGUGCCACUUGUUUAACAAAUCCGUCUCUUUGGGAGAAUUUCCAACUGCCUGGAAACUAUCAAACAUCGUGCCAAUUCCCAAAGGAGGAUCCAGAAAAUCAGUCACCAACUAUCGCCCCAUAUCCUUGUUGCCAAUUGUUUCAAAAGUUCUCGAACGCUGUGUCCACAAGGAUCGAUCCUUGGACCACUGUUGUUCCUCAUUUACGUGAAUGACCUUCCCAACGUUGCCACGUCUUCAUCUUCGGCAAUGUUUGCGGAUGACACAAAGUGUUUCCACACCAUCGAACAUCACAAGGACGUGCAUGAUCUCCAAACUGAUCUCGACAACAUUUGUGAAUGGUGUGAUGUUUGGAGAAUGGAUUUAAACGGGGGGAAAUGCAGUCACCUUCGCAUCACAAGGAACUUAAACCCGAUUGAUUCGUCCUACAGUCUAAUGGGGACAGCAGUUAGGAACGUAACCACCCAGAAAGAUCUCGGAAUUCUCGUCCAGCACAGCCUCAAGUGGAAUGAUCAUGUGUCUGUUGUGUCGAGCAAAGCCAACAAGAUGUUAGGAUUCGUGAAAAGGUCUUGCCAUGGUAUGCAUGAUGUACGCGUGCGUAAGGCACUCUACACCAGUCUUGUACGUAGCCAUUUCGCCUACGCGUCUGAAGUUUGGGCUCCGCAAACAGUCACCCUAAUACAACAACUUGAGAAAGUUCAGCGUCGAGCUACCAAAUUCAUAUUAUCACUGCCAUUCCGGACCAAUAUUACGUACAAGGACAGGCUUUUGAAGAUCGGUCUGCUGCCCCUAACCUACUGGCACGAGUAUCUGGACAUCAUGUACCUAUUCCAACAUUCACAAGGUGACCCCAACAUCUGCACUAAACAAUCAGAACGCAUCACAAGACGAUCAGACACCACAGGUCGUUACACCACGUUUAAUAUACAUAAAGCAAACACGACAACCUUUCAGAACAGUUUCUACUGCAGAACCCCAAGAAUUUUCAAUGAAUUACCAGAACAUCUCCGCGACUCCAAACUCUCAAUCU
Dendronephthya gigantea is the source of this 2973-nucleotide messenger RNA. RefSeq lists its product as uncharacterized. Lineage: Eukaryota; Metazoa; Cnidaria; Anthozoa; Malacalcyonacea; Nephtheidae. Gene Ontology annotation, molecular function: catalytic activity. Bases 79 to 2154 code for a protein of 691 amino acids. The transcript has a single exon. The record is from RefSeq and is a predicted model, not a curated record.